AUGUCCUCGCAGCAAAACGAUGACGAGGUGAUCACCGCCUACCCUAACUACUACCCGGAUCGACAGAAGCAGCAGCUUCCGGGUGAGGAUCAAUCCAUGGAGCCUCUCGCCGAGCAUGUCAAGGUCGAAAAGUGGGACAACAACGGUAAACCUUACCUCGAAGAAUACAAGGGUAGCGGCAAGCUCCACGGCAAGUCGGCCAUCAUCACGGGCGGUGACAGCGGUAUCGGUCGCAGCGCUGCGCUCUUUUUCGCGCGCGAGGGUGCCAAUGUGACCAUCGCCUACCUUCCCGAGGAGGAGAAGGACGCUGAUGCAGUCGAGAAGCUCGUCCGCCAAGCACCCAUGGGCACCAACGAGAUCCUCCGUGUACCCGGCAACCUCGAAAAGGAGAGCGACUGCAAGCUCGUGGUGCAGAAGCACCUCGACAAGUGGGGCACCAUUGACAUUGUCGUCAACAACGCCUCGAAGCAAGUCCCCUGUAAGCAGUUUGAGGACAUCGACCUCGACGUCACCGAAAGCACGUUCCGAAGCAACGUCCUCGGUGCCUUUGCGCUCACCAAGUAUGCACUGCCGCACAUGAAACGCGGUUCCACCAUCAUCCAAUCCACUUCAGUCACAGCGUACAAAGGCUCGGCCCAAAUGAUCGACUACUCGUCUACCAAAGGUGCACUCGUCUCUUUUACCAGGAGUAUGGCCCUGCACCUCGCACCCAGAGGUAUUCGCGUCAAUGCUGUCGCCCCUGGACCGAUCUACACACCGCUGCAGCCUGCUAGCCGCAGCGCGGACAACAUGGAGGGCUGGGGCAUCGGCGGCGCUCCGUUGCACGGACGUCCAGGCCAGCCUGCUGAGAUGGGUGCUACCUAUGUCUAUCUUGCUGAUGCGGGCUCUUCCAACAUCAUGACCGGCCAGGUUCUACACCUCUCCCACGGCAGCUGGUUUGGUUCCUGA
Messenger RNA from Mycosarcoma maydis (corn smut), 948 nucleotides. RefSeq lists its product as uncharacterized. The record is from RefSeq and is a predicted model, not a curated record. The transcript has a single exon. NCBI's taxonomy places the organism in Eukaryota, Fungi, Basidiomycota, Ustilaginomycetes, Ustilaginales. Gene Ontology annotation, molecular function: oxidoreductase activity. The coding region runs from base 1 to 948 and encodes 315 amino acids.